Molecule: messenger RNA, 1876 nt
Organism: Cinclus cinclus
Lineage: Eukaryota; Metazoa; Chordata; Aves; Passeriformes; Cinclidae
Gene: HAPLN1
Product: hyaluronan and proteoglycan link protein 1
Exons: 5
Coding region: 1-1068 (355 amino acids)
Biological process (GO): cell adhesion
Molecular function (GO): hyaluronic acid binding
Source: RefSeq, a predicted model, not a curated record
AUGAAGAGUCUACUUUUUCUGGUGCUGAUCUCUGUCUGUUGGGCUGAACCUCACCCUGGCAACUCAAGCCUGGAGCAUGAAAGAAUUGUUCACAUUCAAGAGGAAAACGGGCCCCGUCUCCUCGUGGUAGCAGAGCAAGCCAAAAUCUUCUCUCACCGCGGCGGCAACGUGACUCUGCCGUGCAAAUUCUACCACGAGCACACGUCCACCGCCGGCUCAGGAACCCACAAAAUCCGCGUCAAGUGGACCAAACUCACCUACGAUUACCUCAAGGAAGUGGACGUGUUCGUGGCCAUGGGGCACCACAGGAAGAGCUACGGGAGCUACCAGGGCAGGGUGAGCCUGCGGGAGAGCAGCGAGAACGACGCCUCGCUGGUCAUCACCGACAUCAAGCUGGAGGACUACGGCAGGUACAAGUGCGAAGUGAUCGAGGGGCUGGAGGAUGACACGGCAGUGGUGACUCUCAAUCUGGAAGGCGUGGUGUUCCCCUACUCCCCACGGCUGGGGCGGUACAACCUGAACUUCCACGAGGCGCAGCGGGCGUGCACGGAGCAGGACUCGGUGAUGGCUUCCUUUGACCAACUCUACGACGCCUGGAGGUCGGGGCUGGACUGGUGCAACGCCGGCUGGCUCAGCGACGGCUCCGUGCAGUACCCCAUCACAAAGCCCAGGGAGCCCUGUGGGGGUAGGAACACCGUGCCCGGCGUCAGGAAUUACGGGUUCUGGGACAAGGACAAGAGCCGCUACGAUGUCUUCUGUUUCACGUCCAACUUCAACGGUCGUUUCUACUACCUGAUCCACCCCACCAAGCUGACCUACGACGAGGCCGUGCAGGCGUGCCUGAAGGAUGGCUCCCAGAUCGCCAAGGUGGGGCAGAUCUUCGCAGCCUGGAAGCUGCUGGGCUACGACCGGUGCGACGCGGGCUGGCUGGCGGACGGCAGCGUGCGUUAUCCCAUCUCCCGGCCACGGAAACGCUGCAGCCCCAACGAGGCCGCCGUGCGCUUCGUUGGCUUCCCCGACAAGAAGCACAAGCUCUACGGUGUCUACUGCUUCAGGGCCUACAACUGAGAGAGUUUGCCUAGAGCGUGAAAGUAUUUUGUUUUUUAAAGUGUGAAAGAUUUCUCUCUCUCUUUUUUUUUUUUUUUAUUUGUUUGGGUUUUUUUUUUUUAUUUUUGUUGUUGUUGUUGUUGUUGGGGUUUUUUUGCGGUACGAACUCAUGCAAGCUACCAAAACUGUGAUAAACCUCUUUUACUUACUGUAAAGUCAUCUUCAUAGACACUCCCUCCCCCAAACCCAUUGGUUUGUCCUUUGGUUUUGUUUUGUUUAGUGUUUUGGGGUUUUUUUCCAUUGGUUUUGAUUUUUGUUUCUGUUUCUGUUUGGUUUUUUUUUUUUUUUGUGGAAAUAUCAUUCCAUAGAUAUUUUAAAUUAAUAUAAUUUAAUGGGAGCUCUAGGUAAGGAACUUUUAGUUUUAAAUUCUUUAAGCUAUGUCAUCCCAAAAAAAAAAAUUAUAAUUUUCAUGAAUGGGGCAUGCAAUAGAGCUUGACAAUUGCUAGGGCACAAUUAUGGAGUGUAAGGCUACUCAAAGCAGAAGCUUUUAAAAGCACAGAUUUUACAUAUUUAUACCAGUUUGAGAAACACCGCAAAUUGGUUAUGACAGGAAUUUUAAAAUAAAACAAUCUUUUUGUUAAAGGGGAUCAGUGAGGUUUCGCAAAGAAAUCUCACAACAAUAUAUGUUAGCAAAUAACUGUUUUCACUGGUUCACAUGGGAACAACAGAGAGUUCAAUAAAAGCAGCUGAAACAGUCCACAAAAAUAGGACUAGUUUUACAGUUUCAAACCUUGCCUUUCUGAAAAAUAAUUUUAUGGUCCCAUGCAUA